GAUGCCGAGGGGGUUAAUAAAUACUGGAUUGGGGCUGCUGAGGUGGGGCUGCCACUGUCGGGAGCUGGGCCUUUCGCUCUGAAUAAGAAGGGUUAGAGUGAGAAUCCCAGGGCUUGCACACCCAAAGGAGACUUAAGCUGCAACAAGCAGCAGCCACCGCAAGGAAAGCCUGAGCCAGGGGGAACCCGAGAUGUCAUCGCUGGUGAAGGAAGACUUGGAGAAAAAACUGUUUAAGCCGCUGGCGCAGAAUCUCUGCGAGUUUAUUGAGAUCGAGUUCUCGGUCCAGGACAGGUAUUACCUCUGUGUGUCAGUGACCAAAACUGACGAAGUGAAGAUUAUCAUGGUGAAGCAUUACAGAGUAGGUCUAGAUGAAAAGUACGAAGUAACAAAGAAGUGGUCUUUGGAUGAUCUUCAGAUGAUUGACGGAAAAGAAGCUGAUACCGACAAUCCAUUUUUUGAUCUGCACUUCAAGAAAGUGUACAGCCUGGAGGCCUACAGCUGUGCCUCUAAGUACUCCUUUGCUCGAACGGUGAACCGGCUGAACCAUGCGUAUCUUAAGAAGGACUUGCACAUCGUGAACUUCGAUUCGACUUACAUCAACGAUGACUCCAUUUGGUCCUCCAACAACAAGGACUGCCUGGUCCUCAUGAGAAUAUGCUUUUAUGCUUUCAAUCUUGUGUGCUUGUCCCUGUGUCCCCUGCCACUUUGAAGAUGUAGCCCAAAGUCCUCCAUCAGUGUCCAAAGAAAUGGUUCUCCAACUUAAUACUGAUAGUCAAAAGUUUGUUUUGCCUCUUCCUCGAUGGCUAUUAUUCAAACUAAAAUAAAACGAGGCUUUGUGAAUGGCAGUGAAACGGGUUUUAGUGCAACUGUUAAC
Messenger RNA from Microtus oregoni (creeping vole), 874 nucleotides. RefSeq names its product exocyst complex component 1 like (gene Exoc1l). The record is from RefSeq and is a predicted model, not a curated record. The coding region runs from base 191 to 709 and encodes 172 amino acids. The transcript is spliced from 3 exons. NCBI's taxonomy places the organism in Eukaryota, Metazoa, Chordata, Mammalia, Rodentia, Cricetidae.